UUUGCAUUUUUGGCGUAUGCAAAUUUGUUUUCUGCUGUGGAUCAAUUUAGCAAAAAUGGCAAUGGAAAAGGAUUUACUCAAUGCUGUAAGGGAUUCACUUAAAGCUAGUGGUGAACUAAAUAAUAUAAAGGCUGAAAUGCGUACAAAAGUCAUAGAGUUAUUGGGAAAUUCGAACAAUGGUAACAAACAGAAACUACCGAAGCCGCCGCACGACAUUGCGCUUUUAAAUGAACUUAUUCGAGAAUAUUUAGACAGCAUGGGAUACAAAUAUAGUUCUACUGUAUUUAUGUCAGAGUGUAACUUAUCAAAGCAACCUCUAGAUAGAUUUUUACUUGCUCAAAGUUUGGGAGUAACAGAAAAUGAUGACGAAAGAGAGCUACCACUACUCUGUAAUAUUUUGGAAACAGUAAAGAACAUGAGAAAUUAA
This is a messenger RNA of Dufourea novaeangliae, 427 nucleotides long. RefSeq names its product lisH domain-containing protein FOPNL-like. NCBI's taxonomy places the organism in Eukaryota, Metazoa, Arthropoda, Insecta, Hymenoptera, Halictidae. Gene Ontology annotation, cellular component: microtubule organizing center. The record is from RefSeq and is a predicted model, not a curated record. The transcript is spliced from 4 exons. Gene Ontology annotation, molecular function: protein binding. Bases 17 to 427 code for a protein of 136 amino acids. Gene Ontology annotation, biological process: microtubule anchoring.